AUGGCCACAUCGGGGGAUGCUGCGUGCUGUUCAUCCCCACGCGGGAGCCCUGUGGCUAUGGCCAGGCUGGUCCUCACAGAUGGGACUAAACGACUCAGCAAGGAAGUCACCGAGUGCGCAAAUUGCAAGUCAUACCUGUACCAGGGUGAGGAGACACUAAGAAGGCAAGUGAAGCUCGAGAAGAUCGGUCCCCAUGACUACAGACUGCCCAGACUGCCGGAGACCACGCCGAUUGGACUCCAGAUCAGCCGUGCUUGCGACCAACUGUACCACUUCCUGGUCACACCGGGAUCAGGCAAUGCAGAUGCACUGUUGCAGCACUGGCAGAAGAUGGCCCGUGAGCCGAACGCUUCUGCCCUGCUGAAGCAGAGUAUCUUCGCUCUUUUGGAGCCUGAAGACAUCAAAGAGUUCCUGCUCUCUCCGGAUAACAGGCUGUGGCACACAAUCCUUGACAGGACUGAACGCUUCUUGCAACUUCUAGAGGCGGAGGGGGAGCCAGUCCUGUGGUCAGCCGACGAAAUGACUCCGGCGGCAAGGAAUACCCAUCUCGAGUGCUUCAAGCCAGUAGUCAUGGACCACAGCAUCCGCGAGCCUGCCACAAACACCCCCUUCGGGCACAGCGGCUACAUGAAGUACUUGACUCUGAAGAUCGUCCAGGCCAUGGGUAUGAAGGACAUCGCAAUUGCGGGGCUCUACUACAAGGAUUCCUACACUCCUGAGACGCAGAUUCUCGAAGAGCUUCACGACCGGAAAGAGCCAAUGGACGGACUCAUCGCCAUGUUCGGUCCCGGCGAAGAAGAUCGCGUGGCGGGCCUCGAGGCCAUCAAGCGCUUCAAAGUUCCCAACGCCUUCCUGGACCUCACACUUAAGGCCAGCGUCAGAUUCCAGCAGUCGGACUUUGUGCAAUCAGUUCUCGACGCUGUGCGGGAGCUCGAUGAGAUCUUCACUGUGAACUUCGGCUCAAACCCCUACCGCACAGCAGAGGACAAAGGAAUGGGCGAGGUCUCCGUUAACCUGGUCGAUCUGAUGGAGUUCCUUGAGCUGCGAACGGAUGGGAGCAUGGAGGCUUCAAAGCAGCAGCAGGCGGAGAGCGCCUUUGCUGUCUGGAGGCAAGAUCCGACGUUUCGCCGCAGAGUUGUCGCCAUCCUCACAGAAGAGGGGCGCGGCUGCGCCAACCAUCUGGACUAUGCGUACUUGGUCAGGUGGCUGAGGCGACACUUCCCCGACACCCGCAUCCUGGUUCAUGCUCAUGCAGGCCGGGGCAACACCCAAGAUGCUGCUAGUGUGGAGGCUGUCUUGAAUGGCGGCAAUGGUGUCUGGGCGGCCGUGAUACCGCAAGCUGCGCAGGGCGGUCAUAACUCGUCCGUGGUUUUCCUGGACAACCUUUUGGCCUUGGGAUGCCGUCAAGUUCUGAAUGACUUUUGGCUGCACCAGGCAGCACAGUGCGCCCGGCAUAUCUACUUCUUGAAUUUCAAUACCUUCCGUGUGCCGGACGACUGCCCGAUCUGGGGCAGGCGCGUCAACCAGUUGCUCCAUACUGCUUUCUCGACUGUUUCAGGGGAAGAAUGGAGGCGAAGACGAACUGAUUACUACAACGUGUGGAGCAAGCGUGCGCAGGUUGAGUUUGAAGAGUAUGCCAAGUUGCCUGAACAAAGCUGCGUGAGUGAAACCCGCGCGCGGAACGAAAGCUUUGGCAACUAUCGAAUCUCCCCGCUGGUGUCAGACGUGGAGACAUGGCGACACCGCAUUGCAGAGCUUCGCGUUUUGGGAGGCAAGGAAAGGGUUGGCGACUACGUUAACGAGCUUCGCAAUCUCGCCUUUGCCCUGAUGAACGCCAACAUCCGAGCAAACUUUGAUGAGUGCGUCACCCUUCAGCGGCUGGCAGACGUGGUUCGACGGGCUAGGCGGCGGAAUCCUGCGGGCAACAUUCAUGGUUUUGAGAAAGCCCGGCAGCACCAGGGCGAUACAGAGUGA
Symbiodinium sp. CCMP2592 is the source of this 1974-nucleotide messenger RNA. The record is from the annotation of a GenBank genome assembly. NCBI's taxonomy places the organism in Eukaryota, Dinophyceae, Suessiales, Symbiodiniaceae.